GUGCUGGGAUUACAGGCUUGAGCCACCGCGCCCGACCGACUAACUGAAUUUUUAAUUCUCUUUUAUUUUAGUCAAUUUAAAUUUACAUAGCGAUAGCUCCAUCCUAUCCUUUCUAAAAGGCUGCUUGGAGUUGCACUGUCACUCUCUUUCAUCUUUGCCUAUCCAACUCGUAUCUCAGUGGUCUUUUAAGGCAAAUUCCUUUAAUUUUAGUGACACACUCAUUUCUACUCGAAAUAUUUGCCUCAUUUUCCAUGAUGGACUAUUUUCUAAAACACCCACAGUGUUUCCUAGAUUCCUAGUGGCAGUUUCCUAAGUGUGCCAAAAUCCCCCAGCCUGUUAGUGUUAUUUGUUAUUUAAGCAAAAUGGUUCAAAUCAUCAUUUGAUACAUGAUGGAAAUCCCAGACCCACUCACCAAAUUUCUAGCAAAUAUUGUGUGUGCCUGUAACGGGGUAGGAGGGCAGGGGAAGGCCUUGUAUUUCUUCUAGUCAUCACAGGCUAGUGGUUUGUGCUUGUAAGGGGAAUGGGAGGGCAGGAGAGGGCCUUGUAUUUCUUCUAGUCAUUACAGGCUAGUGGUUUGUGCUUGUAAGGGGGAAGGGAGGGCAGGAGAGGGCCUUGUAUUUCUUCUAGUCAUUACAGGCUAGUAGUUUUUCUUCCUCAGUCUGGAUUUUACUCCUUGCACAUGAUACCUUUUUCUGCACUGUGCCAUCAUCCACUUCUCUUUACUUCCUAACUACCACUAACUGAAAAUUAUACACAUAAAAGCUUUAAACAUAGGCUCUUGAGGCUCUCAAGGGAGUUUACAUUACAAUAUAGUUUAGCAAACAAUUUAAAUCAAAUAGUACACCUCUUUAUUCUUAGAAUUCCCUCCGUCAAAAAUAAAUCAGCUAUUUUUUUUUUUAAUUCGAGGUCCAACUUUCUGUUGUGUUGCUGGUUCUCUUCUCUCUUUUUCCAACAGCUUCCACUUCUCCCUCUAGUUUACACAUCUCCAAACCUUAAGCCCCUGUUAAUACCUUCACAAUAAAUCAAUUUUGCCAAUGGUUUGCCUCCCCUAGACCAUCUAGGCUGGGCCCAGAAUACCUCAUCUUCGCUCCCACUGAAGUGUUCCCAAAGGUCAGCUCUCACUGACCUUGAUUCUGUUCCCCUACACUGUCACCAGAAGCUAUCCACCAAUGGUUCUAAUUCAGUAAGUCCAACUCUCUCACCCCCAUUUUGUUGUCUAAGCUGUGUGGACUUUCACAGGAUGGCAUUGGAUGGGACCCCUGUGCCAUGCAUAUUGUAAAGGAAAAUGCCUUCCUCCAUGUGCUACGAAAGAGCAUAUUUGUGGUGGCACUUUGAAAAGAUAUGGGCUGUGGUGUCACAUAUUGGCAAUUCCUUGGCCAGAGGCUUAACAGUAUCAGCAGUGCUAGAAGAUUAAGAAGACAGCACAAACAGAAAAGGGAGAAGAUGGUGAAGUAGCUAUAUAGCAUGAGCUAGAACGCUUCUGAUUACAAAGCAGAGAAAUUGACUUUUUUUCUUAGCGUUUUCUACAGUCAUUGCUCUAUCCUUGUUCUAGAAUUCAUAUCGUGAUAAGAAUUUCUUGACGUUGACUUCUUGCAUUGCUUUCAGACAUUGCAAUUAAAGAAUGCAAAGAAAGAAUUUCACAGAAGUAGCAGAGUUUGUUUUCCUGGGAUUCUCCAGAUUCUACAAACAUCAGAUCACUCUCUUUGUGGUUUUUCUCAUCAUGUACACAUUAACCGUGGCUGGCAAUGCCAUCAUCGUGACCAUCAUCCACUUUGACCGUCACCUCCACACUCCCAUGUACUUCUUCCUGAGCACGUUGGCUAGCUCUGAGAGAGUGUACACACUGGUCAUCAUUCCACAGAUGCUCUCGAGCCUGGUAGCCCAGACCCAGCCAAUCUCUCUAGCAGGUUGUACUACCCAACUGUUCUUCUUUGUUACCUUGGCCAUCAACAAUUACUUCUUGCUCACAGUGAUGGGCUAUGACCGCUAUGUGGCCAUCUGCAACUCCCCGAGAUACAUGGUCAUCAUGAGCACGAGGGUGUGUGUCCAGCUGGUGUGUGGAGCCUUUAGCAUUGGGCUGACCAUGGUAGCUGUCCAGGUAACAUCCAUAUUUACCUGACCUUUUGGUCUCAGGGUGGUUGGUCAUUUCUUCUGUGACAUCCUCCCUGCCAUGAAACUCUCCUGUAUUAAUACCACUGUCAAUGAGAUAAUCAAUUUUGUUGUCAGUUUAUUUGUCAUCCUGGUCCCCAUGGGUCUGGUCUUCAUCUCCUAUGUCCUCAUCAUCUCCACUAUCCUCAAGAUUGCCUCAACUGAGGGCUGGAAGAAGACGUUUGUCACCUGUGCUUCCCACCUCACUGUGGUCAUUGUCCAUUAUGGCUGUGCCUCCAUUGCCUACCUCAAGCCCAAGUCAGAAAACUCUACAGAACAAGACCUCCUUCUGUCAGUGACCUACACCAUCAUCGCUCCCCUGCUGAACCCUGUUGUUUACAGCCUAAGGAACAAGGAGGUCAAGGAUGCCCUAUGCAGGGGCAUGGGCAGAAACAUUUCUUAAUGCAUUAUUCCUCUACAUAAAUAAACAUUUAUUCAUAGCAAUGUGUGUCCUCACUUACAUUAAACAACCUUACGACUCUGUCCCAUGCAGUCUAUGCUGCAACGGGAUGUGCAUGUCUUGCUUUAGUAUAUUUAUUACAACAUUUUAGUCUUUGUUUCCAUAUAUUUCGAAGUUUUGUCCGGGCAUUUUCAACCACGGACGUGAGAGGUCAAGGAGAAUGGGCAUGACUUUUAGGAAACAAUAUCCGAAUUUCUAGGAUGAAGAAACAGACUUCUUAAAAGUAUAUUAAAUGUGAUUAUACUGUGUUUAAAAAAUAAAAAGCAACGUGUAUCAUUUUUGUAAUGCAAUCUACGGAAAAUAAAACUACAAAAUCAUCUCAGCAAGGUAAGGAUAGGCAAUAAUGAUGGAUUCCCCUGAAAGAAAAUAGUAUCAGAAUUGUCAGGGAAAAGUGAAAUGAGUGUAUUAAAUUUAAAAAAUAGGAAAGUUGGAAAACACUGGUUUAGUCCUUGAAAAUUUAGUCUUUGUUAUUCAGUUUAUGCUAAAACCUUUGCUUUUAUCCAGUGUAGUCAUCAGAUGCUGGCCACAUGGCCACAGAUCAUACUUAACUCUCACCUUUCUAAUCUAAAUGUCCUAAUUCAGUCCUCUCUGGCUGCUGGUUCUCUCCAUGGGAUCAACUUCUCUCUAAUCAUUAUGAAGAAAAAUUGAGUUGGUCAAGAAGAUCUGUGCCCUGUUAGAAUGAGAACCAUAAAAGCAUUCCUCAUUUGCACAUACCAUGGCACCUCCUGGUAGCAUAAAGAAAUGAAAAUAGAACAAAACAAACAGUCCCAGCAGGCAGGAGUAGUUCAGAAGUAUAAUUGUUAAAUCACUCAAUUCACCAAAAAAGGCUAACAAGAAAAAAAUGUAUUUUUUUCCUUAGUAGACUCCUUUGAGAAAAAUAUCCUUUUUCCCAGGGCUUUGUGGGAGUUUUUUUGGUUUCAUGCCUGUACAUACCUUCUAUAUGAUUAUCUUGGGUGAUGGGUGAUGGUAGGGAGGGUUUAAGACUUUUGUUGAGUGCCUCCUUCUACUAAAAUAUUUUUUGUCAAGAAUACUUUGCUGCUCAUCCCCUAAUGCCAUUUCUCUUUUUUUCUAAAGAGUCAUUUUUUUUCUUUUCCCUCCACUGAGAAGGAGUCGAUAACAUCCCAAGGAGCUCAUCUAGUGUAAAGAAUAUCUUUACAGAUUUCUGAACUCUAGGUUGGGGAGACCAUAGUUCUUUCAAGGUCUAACCAGUUCUUCCUAAUUCCUGUCCUGUGUCUUUGCAAUUUCUACAUCACAGAAAUAAGGCUUCCCACAGAAGCUGUUGGGGACUCAAUGAUUGGGAUCAAGAGUCUUGGACAUGCUAUGAGGUCUUUCUUGAUAGUGCUCUCAGGGUCAGCCCACUACAGAUCUAAACCUCUAUACCCAACAACAGUGUGGCAGCUUCCCUCCAGAAUGAGAGUGUCUCUCCUGGCAGUAUGAAAGAACCCCUCCCACUGCCAUCAAGGCCACCUAUACUGCCAACUCUUAAUUAAAACCUGCCCUUCUCCAUUCCCUCUGGACUAGCAACUACUUGUACAUCCUCAGACCUGUCUUUUUGUGUGUAGAAGGGAAGAGGUAAGACAGAGAGGGCUGCUCUGAGCAGGAAAGUACAAUGAUGGAAGGUGGGUGGUGAUCAAACCUGCUCUAUCCUACUCCGGUGGCAGUGGCCACCUCACACUGCCCAUUACUCCCCUUUCUACUUCUGCACACAGCCAUUCUCCUUCAUUAGUUCAGGAAUCAAAGACAAAGAUUUCUCCAGUAUCCUCUCUACAUCUAAAUGCUGCAAAAGCAGACAUACCACAGGCCACUCGUACAACCGAAAGUUAAAUGCCACAGCGGAGCCCACAAAGAGCUGGCAGAAAAUAUGAGUCAUAAACCUUGAAGGCGAAAUAUCUUUGUCUCUAAUUCUGUUACCCACAGUAGUUCAACUAUGUGUCCAAUUUUUUUAAAACAAACACGUGUGCUUCUAAUUUCUUCUUGAUAAUACGACGUUGUCUUACAUGGUAGAUAGAAUAGAGAUCCCAGAGUCAGAAGUGCUGAAUUCACUUUCUCACUCAGCACCCAUCAGAACCUUUUCGUGAAUAUAAUGUUUUUAAUUCUGCCUCACUUGUUAUCAAAAGCAUUUUUUAAUCCCCUUACCCAUUUGUUUUGCACAGGCUGGUAUCCGGUGACAAAUCCUACUUCACACUGUUUUCUGCAGUAUCAUUUACCUCACUCCCACCCAGGCAGUUAGUUGUUCUUUCUUAAGUGUUCCUAAAGUUAUUUGUGGGAAAUUACAUUAGUCUAACAUUUUUUUCAUUGUGCUUUCCUUGCUAGUUUCUAUCACUGGAUCACAGGAAUAUUGGGAUCAGGAACUGCUUUCCUCAUUAUGAUGCCCCCUGCAUGGAACAGCACUUGGAGAGUAGGUGUUCAGUAAAUCCUCACUUAGUGGUUGAGUACCUACUAUAUACAAGGACCAUGCUUGGACUUUUUGGUGUGUCUUAAUGAACUAGACACAUCUGCUGUCAUUGUUUGUUCAAGCUGCUUUAACAAAAGACCAAAGAGUGGGUAAUUUAUAAACAACAGAAAUUUUGAGCCCACAGUCCUGGCAUCUGGGAAGUUCAUGACCAAGGCACUAACAGGUUUAGUGUUUGGUGAGGGCCCAGUAUCUACUUCCAAGAUGGCACCUUGUUGCUGCAUUUUGCAGAUGGGAUGAAUGCUGCCUCUCACAUGGGAAGCAAUGGAAGGGCAAAAAUGGACCUAUCUAGUUACUCCCAACCCUUUUAUAAGGUCACUAACCCAUUUAUAAGGUUAUAUGGUUUGGAUGUCCCACCCAAAUCUCACAUUGAAAUGUAAUCCCCGGUGUUGGAGGGCCUGGUGGGUGAUGACUGGAUCAUGGGGAUGGGUUUCUCAUGAAUGGUUUAGUACCAUCCUCUUAGCACUGUGCUUGAGAUAGUGAGUUCUCACAAGAUCUGGUACUUUAAAAGCGUAUGGCAUCUCCCACCUCACUCUCUUGCUCCUGCUCCCACCAUGUGAGACACCUGCUUCCCCGUGACCUCCCACCAUGAUUGUAAGCUUCCUGAGGCCUACCCGGAAACAGAUGUCCGUGUUAUGCUUCCUGUACCAUGUGCAGAACCAUGAGCUAAUUAAAUGUGUUUUCUUUAUAAAUUA
Messenger RNA from Macaca mulatta (Rhesus monkey), 5755 nucleotides. The record is from RefSeq and is a predicted model, not a curated record. Lineage: Eukaryota; Metazoa; Chordata; Mammalia; Primates; Cercopithecidae.